AUGUCAUCUGCCCUCCCUCCCGACCAGGAGCCGCUGCUCGGUGCUUCAAGCUCGAAGAAGGGUGCCGCUCGCCAGUCCGAGGACCUUGUCAUCGGCUCGAGUUCGGCGGCGCGCAAUGCGUGGAUGGACCAGCCGCCCGACGACGACAUUCCCGACGACUUCAAGGUCGGCGUUACCGUUGCCGACUGUGACGAGGCGAUCCGCCGCGCUUUCCUCCGCAAGGUGUACGCGAUCCUGCUCUGCCAGGUCGGCCUCACUGCCCUCACCGCGGCCGUGCUCAUGAUCCCGGAGGCCGCAGACUUCAUCCACCAGCACUCGUGGAUCAUCUGGACGGCCAUGAUCGGCACGUUCGUCUCUCUCGGCCUCACGUACUGGAAGCGUCACUCGUUCCCGGCCAACAUGUUCUGUCUCGCUCUGUUCACCCUCUGCGAAAGCAUCAUGAUCGGCUCGGCUGUCUCCUACUACGACACGUUCGUCGUCCUCCAGGCACUCCUCAUCACGAGUGGCGUCUUUGUCGGCCUCACCCUCUUCACGUUCCAAACCAAGUACGACUUCUCCUCGUUCGGCCCCUUCCUCUUCGCUGGCCUCUGGGGUCUCAUCACAGCCGGAUUCGUCGGUUUCUUCCUCCCCUUCAGCCACGGAUUCGACAUCGCCAUCGCGUGUGCUGGCGUCCUCAUCUUCUCCGGCUAUAUUCUCUACGACACGCAACAGAUCAUGAAGCGUCUCAGCGUUGACGAGGCCAUCCUCGGCUCCCUCACCCUCUACCUCGACUUCAUCAACCUCUUCCUCUACGUCCUGCGUCUUCUCAACUCGCAGAACGACAACAACUAA
Messenger RNA from Trichosporon asahii var. asahii CBS 2479, 831 nucleotides. Its product is annotated as vacuole protein. Bases 1 to 831 code for a protein of 276 amino acids. Gene Ontology annotation, cellular component: membrane. The transcript is spliced from 2 exons. The record is from RefSeq and is a predicted model, not a curated record. Lineage: Eukaryota; Fungi; Basidiomycota; Tremellomycetes; Trichosporonales; Trichosporonaceae.